UGGUACGGGGGGGCAGGAUGAUGACGACUGUGGAUAAUAAUAAACGCAUCGCUCCAGCAGGAAAGCUGAUGGAUCCCCUUGUAGAGCCAUGGAGGAGCCCGAUCCGGAGGUAGGUGGGCUGCCAGCAGUAGGUGGGAUGCUGCACGAGGCAGAUGGAUGCUGGGGCUUGGUGGAGGCUGGGUACCAGGAUGCUGAGGGAUAAUGAAGGCUUGGUCUAGGUGGAUACUGGAGAUAGGUGGAUAUUAGGGGUACCAUGAUGCUGGGGGUAGGUGGAUAUUAUGGGUAUCGUGAUGCUGGGGGUAGGUGGAUAUUAGGGGUAUCGUGAUGCUGGGGGUAGGUGGAUAUUAGGGGUACCGUGAUGCUGGGGGUAGGUGGAUAUUAGGGGUACCAUGAUGCUGGAGGUAGGUGGAUAUUAGGGGUACCAAGAUGCUGGGGGUAGGUGGAUAUUAUGGGUAUCGUGAUGCUGGGGGUAGGUGGAUAUUAGGGGUACCGUGAUGCUGGGGGUAGGUGGAUAUUAGGGGUACCAUGAUGCUGGAGGUAGGUGGAUAUUAGGGGUACCAUGAUGCUGGGGGUAGGUGAAUAUUAGGGUAGUGAUGCUUGGGGUAGGUGGAUAUUAGGAGUAUUAGGAGUAUCGUGAUGCUGGGGUAGGUGGAUACUAGGGGUACCAUGAUGCUGGAGGUAGGUGGAUAUUAGGGGUAUUGUGAUGCUGGGGGUAGGUGGAUAUGAUGCUGGGGGUAGGUGGAUAUUAGGGGUACCAUGAUGCUGGAGGUAGGUGGAUAUUAGGGGUACCAUGAUGCUGGUGGUAGGUGGAUAUUAGGGGUAUCGUGAUGCUGGGGGUAGGUGGAUAUUAGUGGUAUCGUGAUGCUGUGGGUAGGUGGAUAUUAGGGAUACCAUUAUGCUGGAGGUAGGUGGAUAUUAGGGGUAUUGUGAUGCUGGGGGUAGGUGGAUAUUAGGGGUACCGUGAUGCUGGGGGUAGGUGGAUAUUAGGGGUAUCGUGAUGCUGGAGGUAGGUGGAUAUUAGGGGUACCGUGAUGCUGGGGGUAGGUGGAUAUUAAGGGUAUUGUGAUGCUGGGGGUAGGUGGAUAUUAGGGGUACCGUGAUGCUGGGGGUAGGUGGAUAUUUGGGGUAUCAUUAUGCUGGGGGUAGGUGGAUAUUUGGGGUACCGUGAUGCUGGGGGUAGGUGGAUAUUAGGGGUAUCGUGAUGCUGGGGGUAGGUGGAUAUUCGGGGUACCGUGAUGCUGGGGGUAGGUGGAUAUUAGGGGAACCGUGAUGCUGGAGGUAGGUGGAUAUUAGGGGUAUCGUGAUGCUGGAGGUAGGUGGAUAUUAGGGGUACCGUGAUGCUGGGAGGUAGUGUGGAUAUUAGGGUAUCGUGAUGCUGGAGGUAGGUGGAUAGGGGUAUCAUGAUGCUGGAGGAGUUGGAUAUUAGGGGUAUCGUGAUGCUGGGGGUAGGUGGAUAUUAGGGGUACCGUGAUGCUGGGGGUAGGUGGAUAUUAGGGAUACCGUGAUGCUGGUGGUAGGUGGAUAUUAGGGGUAUCGUGAUGCUGGAGGUAGGUGGAUAUUAGGGGUACCGUGAUGCUGGGGGUAGGUGGAUAUUAGGGGUAUCGUGAUGCUGGGGGUAGGUGGAUAUUAGGGGUAUCGUGAUGCUGAGGGUAAGUGGAUAUUAGGGGUACCGUGAUACAGGGUUAGGUGGAUAUUAGAGGUCUGGUUAUUCUAGAGUAGGUGGAUAUUAGGGGUACCUUGAUUCUAGGGGUAGAUGUAUGUUGGGAGUACCAUGAAUCUGGGGGGUAGGUGCAUAUUAGGGUUACCGUGAUUCUGGGGGAUAGUUGGAUAUUAGGGGCACUGUGAUGCUGGGUGUAGAUGGAUAUUAGGGACACUGUGAUGAUGGAGGGUAUGUGGAUGCUGGCAGUGGACUGGAUUCUGAUGUUAAAUGGGCUUUUUAGGGUAUGUGGGAUUCAUAAGAAGGUAGGUGCUGGGGCUGCUUAUUGUAGAUGGCAUUCUUUGAGUGGGUGUGAUACUUGGGGUUGGUGGAUUGCUGUCGGUAGCUGAUGUGGUGCUUGGGGUUGGUGGCAUGCUGUCGGUAGCCAAUGUGAUGCUUGGGGUUGGUGGCAUGCUGUCAGUAGCCGAUGUGAUGCUUGGGGUUGGUGGCAUGCUGUCAGUAGCCGAUGUGGUGCUUGGGGUUGGUGGCAUGCUGUCAGUAGCUGAUGUGAUACUUGGGGUUUGUGGCAUGUUGUCAGUAGGUGAUGUGAAGCUUGGGGUUAGUGGCAUGCUGUUGGUUAGUGAUCUGUUGCUUGGGAUUGGUAGCUUUCUCUAGGUAGAUGAUCUACUGCUUGCGUUUGGUGGCAUGCUGUAGUUAGAUGAUGUGUGCUUGGGGUUGGUGGCAUGCUGUAGUUAGACGGUGUCCUGCUUGGCAUUGGUAGCAUGCUGUAGUUAGAUGAUGUGCUGCUUGGGGUUGGUGGCAUUUCUGUUAAAUGGCAUGCUGUCGGUAGGUGAGGUGCUGCCUGUAGGUGAUCUGAUGCUUGGGGUUGGUGGUCUGCUGCUUGGGAUUGGUGGCUUGCUGUAGUUAGGUGAUGUGCUGCUUGGGGUUGGUGGCUUGCUUUAGGUAGGUGAUGUGAUGCUUGGUGUUGGUGGCUUGCUGUCGGUUGGUGGUCUGCUGCUUAGGGUUGGUGGCAUGCUGUGAGCAGGUGGUCUGCUGCAUGGGGUUGGUGGCAUGCUCUAGGUAGGUGUAGUGCUGCUUGGGGUUUGUGGUAUUCGGUGGGUAGCUGAUGUGCUGCCUGUAUGUAGGAGUGUGGCUUAGAUGAGCACAGUACAUGUGAUAUUCCAGGGACAGCUGUGGGUUUAUGGAUGAAGGAGAAUAUAUUAGCUAUAAUGAGAGCAGUGGCCUAGGUUGCUAUCUGAUGCCCUGACUGUUGAAACACCUAGUGUGGAAGAGGACAUUCACAUUUACUCCCACAAUGAUGGCACUCCUACUGUCAGUAGGUGAUGUGCUGCUUGAAGUUGGUGGUAUGCUGUUGGUUAGUGGUCUGCUGCUUUGUUUUGGGACUUCCUCUAGGUAGGUGAACUGCUGCUUGGGGUUGGUGGCAUGCUGUAGUUAGGUGAUGUGCUGCUUGGGGUUGGUGGCUUGCUGUCGGUUGGUGGUCUGCUGUUUGGGGUUGGUGGCUUGCUUUAGGUAGGUGAUGUGAUGCUUGGUGGUUGGUGGUCUGCUGCUUAGGGUUGGUGGCUUGCUCUAGGUAGGUGAGGUGCUGUUUGGAGAUGGUGGCAUGCUGUGGGCAGGUGGUCUGCUGCUUGGGGUUGGUGGUAUUCGGUGGGUAGCUGAUGUGCUGUCUGUAUGUAGGAGUGUGGCUUAGAUGAGCACAGUACAUGUGAUAUUCCAGGAACAGCUGUGGGUUUAUGGAUGAAGGAGAAUAUAUUAGCUAUAUGAGAGCAGUGGCCUAGGCUGUUAUCAGAUGCCCUGACUGUUGACAUCACACCUAGUGUGGAAGAGGACAUCCACAUUUACUCCCACGAUGAUGGCUGAGUCUGUGUAUCGUUGUGUAGUAUUUUUAUGUGCAUUUUGGUUUUAGUAGAUAUUAGAACUUUUUAAAAUAACAAUGUAAUUUUAUAAAACAUUAAUGGUCUUGUCAAAGGGUUAAUAUUGGUGUUCUAGGCCUGAAAAUGGGUCCUCGCUACCAGUCAGCACCAUCGUUCAGUCCUUUCCUGCAGCUGGGCCCUGCCACGCAUUAAUGCUAUUAGAUUUUGUGGUGUCUCUAAAUAUAUGACCACAGCAAUCUUUGUACAUCAAGUCUGUAUUUUAUUCCAGAUUAUAGCAGGACCUGGGUGUAGCAAGUCUGCAUGAAUCUAAUCAUUGCAUGCUUUGUACAGCUGGUUAUUCCAAGACUGAUAUGGCAUCUGGUUAAAAAGAGAUUCCUCAGCGUGCAUUAUAAUUAGUGCAGUCCUGCAUUUCGUAACAAGUGGUUGCAGUUUCGCAUACAAUAAUAUAGGGAUUGCAAUCUUGCACAGUGUAAGCUUAUAGCAAGCAACAGAACAGACUGUUUUAAAAUGCACUUUUUUCUAUAACCAGAAAAAAAUUUAAGCUUUAUCUGUGUAUGGGGAACCUGCAUAAGAUACCCGAGGCAGCUAUAUCAUGUCUGCAUUGCAUCCGACAAUAGCAGAGCUGCAUUGUAUGCCUAUAGAUAAUUAGAUAUAUAACCCACGAUGAGCCCUGUAAGCCUGCACAAUUCCAAUCAGAGCAUUUCUGCUUGUAUGGCCUUGCUUAUUGCAGGAUCUGGACAGCGCUGACGAGGCUGAGGAGGGGUAGGAUAGGGGGAAGGCCUACUGAAGAAGCAGGCUUUGGCACUGAUGGAGGGGGAGGGUUGCAAGAGGGGGGUUCCUGCAGAUCAGACAGAAGCCACUGAUUUGUGCUGAUGCUGAAGACAGGUAGUACGGGCUUCUUGUGAUGAUGCUACAAGGUGAGGAGAUUUGGAGGACAGUAUGGGCAGGUGAUUCUGCUGAUAGACCCUUUUUUUCUCCUCAAGAAAAUACAUUUUAUCAUUGCUAUGUCUUCUCUGCUCGAGGAAGAAUCUAUAUUUCAUGGCUUCUCCAGAUUGUGCUCAUGGUUGUGCCUGCUCAUUUUUUUUUAAACUGACUGCUGAAAUGAUGACUGUGUUUUGUUACAGCUAUGCUUUUUUCCCCCUUCUCCUUUUUUCAGAUCCACUAGCCGUGGGUCCAUUUUGGAAACAGUGAGCCCUGUUGAACGUUACAGCUGCCUUCAUGGACUUGCCUGAGAGUCCAUCUCCUGUGCUAACUCCAUGCAAUAAGACAUGAUCCGGAAAACUUCAGUAUUAAAAUGAAUUUGUCAGACAGAAUGACAGAUUUCGCAGACCAAAAUCGCUAUGAUUAUGUCAAUAGCACCUCUGUGUCUCAUGUUGGCAACGGGACCUUUAGAGAUAUUCAGGAGAUUAUCCACACAGCUACACUGGUCACCUGUACCUUUCUGUUGGUCAUUAUUUUCUGCCUGGGCUCAUAUGGAAAUCUGGUGGUAUUCUUGUCAUUCUUUGACCCGGCUUUUCGGAAAUUCAGGACCAACUUUGACUUUAUGAUCCUGAAUCUAUCCUUCUGUGACCUCUUUAUUUGCUGCAUAUCUGCCCCAAUGUUUGCCUUUGUCUUGUUUUUUGACUCUGGAAGUAAUGUACCUGAUGCAUUUUGCUUCACUUUCCAUCUCACUAGCUCUGGAUUUAUAAUUAUGUCUCUUAAGACAGUGGCCGUCAUUGCGCUUCACCGGCUAAGGAUGGUGCUAGGACAACAGCCCAAUAGGACAGCAUCUUUCCCUUGCACUUUAAUGCUAACUGUCCUUUUGUGGACUACAAGCUUUACUCUAGCCACAUUAGCCACGCUACGGACACGCAAGUCUCGGAUAUGCCUUCCCAUGUACAGCCUGAUUAGCGGUGAGGGCAAAGUUAUCCUAUACCUUUAUGUCAUUGACUUCACAUUUUGCGUUGCAGUGGUGUCCGUGUCUUACAUCAUGAUUGCUCAGGCACUAAGGAAAAAUGCCCAGGUGAGAAAAUGCCCAAUCAUCACAGUAGACACAACUAGACCACCAAAUUUUAUUGGCCCUGGUGUGGAUGGGGUGCAGUGUUCAGUACCUGCUUUAUAUAGGAACCAGAAUUACAACAAACUCCAGCAUGUUCAGACUCAUGCCUACACCAAAAAACUGAGCCAAAUGCCAGUGCCAGCCAGCAGACUUCAGCUAGUCUCUGCGGUUAACCUCUCAACUGCAAAGGACUCCAAAGCGGUAGUAACGUGUGUCGUCAUUGUACUAUCUGUCCUUAUUUGCUGCCUACCGCUAGGCAUCUCCUUGGUCCAAGACGUUCUAACCAGCAACAGUAGCUUUAUCUUGUACCAGUUUGAACUUUGUGGAUUCACUCUGAUAUUUCUCAAAUCUGGAUUAAACCCUUUCAUCUACUCACGGAACAGUGCCGGACUGAGGAGACGGGUCCUCUGGUGCAUUCAGUAUGUGGCUCUGGGCUUUCUCUGUUGCAAACAGAAGACCAGAUUGCGUGCCAUUGGUAAAGGAAGCUUGGAAGUCAACAGGAACAAGUCUUCUCACCACGAAACCAAUUCAGCAUAUAUGUUAUCUCCAAAACCACAAAAAAAAUUUGUGGAUCAAGCUUGUGGACCAAGUCACUCGAAAGAUAGCGUGCUAAGUCCCAAGGGAUCGGCUGGACAUCAACAUUAUGCACACAGCAGCUCAACUCCAAUUAACACCCGUAUAGAACCUUAUUAUAGCAUCUACAACAGCAGCCCCUCUCAAGAACUCAGCACUCCCAAUAGCCUACAACCGGUGAACUCUACAUUUGGCUUUGCCAAAUCAUAUAUUGCCAUGCAUUACCACACCACCAAUGACUUAAUGCAAGACUGUGAGAGCACUUCAGCGAAGCAGAUCCCAGUGCCAUCUGUGUAACAUUGACUAAUAUGCAUCUUGUAAACAUUUAUUAAAUGUGUUAUAUACUUGCCAUAACAAUGAUUAUAACAUACACACACAUACACGUAUAAUACAUACAUAUAAUGUAUGUAUACAUAUUUUUGCAUAUAACUUUAUUAAACAAUGUAACAUAUGUUAAUAACAGGGAAAAAAGAUUUUUUUAAAGCUUGCAUUCUAAAAUUGUAAUAUUGCAUCAUUGUUACAUUUUGUACUUACAUUUUAAUCUAGGCACCGGACACUAUGUUCAGUAUGUUUUUUUUUUGUGAUAGAGCAUCUACGGGAAAUGUAAUUAACACUUUUUUUUUAGACUAUUUUCACGACUAUGAAACUGAUACACAUUAUAAUAUAGAAGUUUCGGUGAUUUACGAAGGGGUAUUGUGUGUUGGCAGUACGGGACAUAUGUAAUGGGGGUACAUCGUAGGAUUAGUAUAUAGAAUACAAAUUAUUCUGAAAUGCAUAAACAUCCAAUCUCAGUUCUGACAUAAAAUGUGCUUAAAGGAACAGUAUAGUCAUCUAAAUUACUUUAGCUGAAUAAAGCAGUUUUAGUGUCUAGAUCAUUCCCCUGCAAUUUCACUGCUCAAUUCACUGUCAUUUAGGAGUUAAAUCACUUUGUUUCUGUUUAUGCAGCCCUAGCCACACCUCCCCUGGCUUCGAUUGACAGAGCCUGUAUGAAAAAAAAACUGGUUUCACUUUCAAACAGAUGUAAUUUACCUUAAAUAAUUGUAUUUCAAGCUCUAAAUUGAACUUUAAUCACAUACAGGAGGCUCUUGUAGGGUCUAGCAAGCUAUUCGCAUAGCAGGGGAUAAGAAAAUCUUAAUUAAACAGAACUUGCAAUAAAGAAAGCCUAAAUAGGGCUCUCUUUACAGGAAGUGUUUAUGGAAGGCUGUGCAAGUCACAUGCAGGGAGGUGUAACUAGGGUUCAUAAACGAAGGGAGUUAACUCCUAAAUGGCAGAGGAUUGAGCAGUGAGGCUGCAGGGGCAUGUUCUAUAUACCAAAACUGCUUCAUUAAGCUAAAGUUGUUCAGGUGACUAUAGUGUCCGUUUAAAUAGAGAUUAUGUGUAAUAUAGACACUAAAUACAUUCAAUAAAUAGACUUUUUAAGUUAUGUUUAGAGCAUGGAUAGGCAACCUUCGGCACUCCAGAUGUUGUGGAGAUGUACAUCCCCAUAAUGCUUUUACACCCAUAGUGCUGGCAAAGCAUCAUGGGAUGUGUAGUCCAAAACAUCUGCAGUGCUGAAGGUUGCCUAUGCCUGGUUUAGAGUAAAACUGAAGCAAAAAUAUUGUUUAGAACUUAAACUGUUCCUUAUUCACCGUGGUCCUAUGCAAUACAUAGGUUAUUGUUUAAAUUUGUAGGAUUGCAGGAGUUUUUCACCGCACCCCAAAAAAAUAAAUGUGUGCAGUAUAUGCAGCUAGGAAGCCCAAGUAGAAAACUUUCUGUGACUAACAGUGGGCUGUGUCUCCCAAUUUUUCAAACUUGUUGCUUUGAAUUCCAUAACUACAGCUAAAUAAGUACUGUUUGGUUAUGUUAAAGUUUUGUCGUGGAGAGGAUGGGUGAGCGUGGCUUAUCACUGUCUCGUAUAAAUGGCUGCCAUUUCGCCAAGCAUUUCACGGUCAUUUUUUAUACGAAAGACAGAUGUGGUAUCAAACAAUGC
Messenger RNA from Pelobates cultripes (western spadefoot toad), 8108 nucleotides. NCBI's taxonomy places the organism in Eukaryota, Metazoa, Chordata, Amphibia, Anura, Pelobatidae. The record is from the annotation of a GenBank genome assembly.